AUGUCUUGGUUACCAUCUUUUCCGUAUGGCCCUAAGGUUCAGUCGAUGUGGGAGCCGGCGACUUCAACCAUCAACUUCUGCGAAGAAGAUUUUUAUCUCACUGGAUAUGUCGCUGAGGUCAUGAACGUCAUUACCAACAGUCUGUAUAUCUGGCUCGCCUACAAAGGUGCCACCCACGUCUUCAAACACGACCACCCCAGGAUAUUCGCCUUGUGCUUCAUAAGCUAUGGGAUCAUCGGCAUCGGAUCAAUAUUAUUCCAUGGGACCUUAAAAUACUCGAUGCAGCUCGUCGACGAGUGCGCCAUGAUCUAUACCGCCCUCACAAUGUGCUUCGCAACAUUUUCUCACGGCCGGUCCCCCUUAAGACAGUUUCUCGUGCUCCUCGGCUGCGUGGGUAUGGGCCUUACUAUCACGCUAGUGUACCACUAUCUCAAGAACCCGUUGUUCCACCAAAACGCCUUCGCACUCAUCAUGAUCACGCUAUUAUCACAUAGCAUGUACAUGAUGGAAACCCAUACCCGGGAGAAGAACCCUGCGGCGACAAAUCUGAUGUGGAAGAUGGUUAUCUGGGGUAUCUGUGUGUUUUUGGCUGGAUUCGGGGUAUGGAAUUUGGACAAUAUUUACUGCCAGCAGUUGAGACGGUGGAGGAGGGAGGUGGGCAUGCCAUGGGGGUUUGUGUCCGAACUCCAUGCUUGGUGGCAUCUGUUGACCGGUAUUGGAAGUUAUAUACUCCUCAUCUGGGGGCAAUACCUGCGAGCAACCUUAGAUGGAAAAGCCGACGAGUACGAUCUGAAUUGGCCGUCCCUAUUCUCCAUCCCUAGUGUAGAUAAGAAGGAUGUUAAGGCGAAGGGUCAGCAGGCCAACGGCAAGUCCAAAGCCAACGGGGUAAGUGCGAAUGGGGUGAACAAGAAGAAGUCUCUUUAA
Molecule: messenger RNA, 924 nt
Organism: Orbilia oligospora ATCC 24927
Lineage: Eukaryota; Fungi; Ascomycota; Orbiliomycetes; Orbiliales; Orbiliaceae
Exons: 5
Coding region: 1-924 (307 amino acids)
Biological process (GO): ceramide biosynthetic process; ceramide catabolic process
Cellular component (GO): endoplasmic reticulum membrane
Source: RefSeq, a predicted model, not a curated record